GGUGUGACAGCUGUGAUGUUUCUACGAAUGUUGUUUUAUAUUUUUGUUCCACAGGAACUCUGUUUAUUUCCUGUGAAUUGGGCAUCUUGAAGUCUCCAUGCCGUCAGAUGAAGUGUUUAUAUAGCUGGCUGGAAAUUGCUUGUGGAGACUUCUUUAAUUGGCCUCCCUGACAACCCUGGAAAACUUUACCGUACAUCAUUAGCUUGAAGAAAACAGAACAUGGAGUGGACUAAAGGCACAAUUUAAAAUUGAACACGUCAGCUAAUGUUCAGGAGUUUUAUUCCUGUGCUUUUAAGGUUACAAGAGCUAGUGUGAGCAGCCUCGUGGAACAGGGAACGCUGACUUAGUCGUUCAGAACAGUGGUUGGCUAAGCGACGAGGGGACAGGUAGUAUCACACAGCUGUAUGUGGCUGUCCCACCUGAGGCUGGGUCUGGACAUCUCAUCAACCCUAAGAGGAUCGUGGCAGAAAUAUCUUUCCAUUCACCUACCAACAUCUUUAUAGGAUCUUCUUCACUACUGGGACCAAGAAAUCAUCCCAAAGGCUCCAUAAUGUCAAAUGAUUCAGACUGUGAACAACCUUCAGAAAACACACAGCAGACAGAGGCUAUCCCUAUUGUGGACUUGGAACCACCUCUUGCCCUUCCCCCUCCUCCCGCUCCAGAGGAUGAAUGGAGUCCUAUUCCCGAGCACACCAACAUGCAUGCUUCUCCUUUCCCCAUUACUCUGUUUGGAACAAUUCCUGUGAUCCUGGGCGUCUCCUGCCUGCUGCUUUUGAUGCUGUGUGGAUUCUUUGGUUAUCAGUACUUUCAAAGUGUUCAGCAAUCAGAGAGCAAGUUGAAGAACCUUAACCAAUGGAUUGAGUCUUUCCAAAAUGAAGAGGAAAAAUUCCUUCAGAUUCAAGAAUCUCUUGACCAAAAUAAAGAAAUCCUAGAAUGGCUCCAAAACCAGAAUGAAUAUCUCACUAAAGCCUUACAGGAACUGAAUACGAAACCAGGAGACAGAUGUGGACUUCCUCCGAGUCCCUGGGUGCAGUACCGAGACCACUGCUACCAUGAAACCGAGGAAAUGGUUUCUUGGUUAGAGUGUUCUAAUAUUUGUGCCUCGUUGAACGCUACAUUUUUAAAUACAGAAAGGAGUAGAUUGAUGAAUAUUUUGAAGUUACUUGCGGGAGAUCACACUUGGCUUGGUCUGUCUUACAAGGAGGAGGACAAUCAGUGGAAGUGGGAAGAUGGCUCCCUCCCUUCUCCUGGCCUGAGCCUACCAAAGCCAGGUGUGGCUUUCUGGGGGAAAUGCGCUUACGCAAAUACGCACAGUGUUGGGACUGACGACUGCGGCACGUCCUCUUCCUGCCUGUGUGAGAAGCCUGUCUGUGCUGAAAACUCAGACAAAGAAGGUUAAAGGAGAAGUGAUGAGGUUCGCACGUCUCAGUAACAUUCCAGAUUCAAGAUCUGCCUGCCUUUAUUCUGCUGUCACUUCAUAUUAUUCAUAACUGCUUUUUAGGGGCAGAAACUGGUAAAUGACUUCAUGAUGGAAGAAGGAGGGUCUGGAAUUCUAGGUGAAAUAUCAGAGUAGCAGGGAAAACUUAGAAGCUCAGAAACUUGUUUGAUUUUGUGAGAAUUAUA
Messenger RNA from Camelus dromedarius (Arabian camel), 1623 nucleotides. RefSeq names its product C-type lectin domain family 12 member B. Gene Ontology annotation, biological process: signal transduction. Gene Ontology annotation, molecular function: transmembrane signaling receptor activity. The transcript is spliced from 11 exons. The record is from RefSeq and is a predicted model, not a curated record. Gene Ontology annotation, cellular component: plasma membrane. The coding region runs from base 551 to 1399 and encodes 282 amino acids. NCBI's taxonomy places the organism in Eukaryota, Metazoa, Chordata, Mammalia, Artiodactyla, Camelidae.